GUGCAAAUCAACGUCGACAUGCUGGCAGGUCAUGUCGAUGGGCAUCGAGCUCAGGGUUUUGAGCGAACUCUCGACCCAACAAGCAGACCCAUGACGCUGCAGCGUAUCAGCAGAUGUGAUGGCUCGACAAGCAGAAGUGUCUCAUGAACGCGGUCGCUUCGUGCUAGGACCGAGCGGCCAUCCUCGCUUCGCUGGAUCUUCAACAGGGAUAUAUUUGGCUGAUACCGUCUGGACAGAGGUCUCGCCCAUCGCAGCGGAUGCUGCUGAUCUCGACGAAGCCUUUGUACAUCGGAAUGACCGUCACGCCGGAUCAGCCCAAGAAAACCACAACAAUAACGACGCGAACCCUGGAGCCACUGCCACUUCGCCCUCUUAUUCGGAUGAUCCCAUCUUGGACGCAGCAGCGUUCCUCGAACAGGAAGAGGCGAGGGAACAUUUCUCCAACUACUUUAGGCUGUGGCAUCCGCUGUUCCCCUUCCUGGACGGGCGAUCACUAUCGCAGACGCUGGAAGACGCGUUCCUCUUGGCCCGGAAUCUGUCUGUCGGUGCAGGGGCAAACUGGCCUGGCGUACCCGCAGGUCUAUCGGGGUAUCCAGCUUUUCCUAAUCUGAACAGGGACGAGGCGUUGGUCUACUCGACCAUUUUUCGAGCAGUGAUCACCUUGGGCAGCAUACGAUCGACUUGUUCCGCUGAGCGAACUGGGAGUAACGUCGGAACCGCUGGGGAGCGGGAUCGAUUGCAUGAUUUGAGAUCACCUCGACAAGCCAUGUUCCUGGCCCAUCUGAUCGUCUCGGCUUGUCAAGGAUCAAGGAUAUCGGAAAUAUUGGCUCUUCAAGGUUUGCUGGCGAUACAGGUUGUGCUCUUCGGCCUCAGGGAGACACGACCGGCUAUGCAUAUAGGGGGUCUACUUACCAAGAUAGCUUUUGAAGCAGGUCUUCAUCGAUGUCCCAAUCGGUACCUCCGAACCUUCCAUUCGGCCGAAGAUAGGGAUCUGCGUAAACGAAUCUUCUACUCUCUUUACUCGCUCGAACGUCUUUUAGCAGCCGAAUUCGGCAUCCCGCUUACGAUGAAUGACACCGAUAUCGAUACGUGUCUCCCUGGCGAUCUCGAGCAGCAUCAGAGUGCGGACGAUUCACCCUCUCGUACCAGGAAAAGCGUUGCUCGAGGAGAGAUUAGUACGAUACGGCAUCCAGCCCCGACGGCAACACCCAAGAGGGGACGAGAAAGUUCGGUGGGUAGACAGGAAGAACCAUCAAGCAAGAGACUGAGAAAGGAGACCCCUAGGCUCAGCCCUGAAGCGCCAAUGGAAACCCAGCAGCUUGCCAUCCCCGCAUCUCAAGCGCAGCUGCCUGUAAACAGCGCCGAUUUGGAUGCCGAAGCUCUAAAGAAUGCUCGUCUGCAGCCUGCGCUCGCGUUGACUCGGAUGACCAGGAUGGUCGGCAAAGCAAUGGAAACUUUCAACAAGAGCCUGAAUCAUCGACACGGUAACGAUCAAAGCACCGAGGCGUUGUCGUUACGAGUAGAAUUGGAUCAGUGGUGGAACGGUAUAGGUUUCGACUCCGAUCACGAUCACGAUGACGCCGAUGAUAUCAGCGAGGAUCCUCAUCUCCGCGGUUUCUCGGUCCUCUUCACCUGCCUCUACUAUCAACAGAUCGUCAACCUGGCUCGACCGAUGCUCUCCCUAUCCCCUGCAAGCGUCCAGCACGCACUGGCGCUGCAGUCAAGUAUCAACGCUGUCCGGACAAUCUGCUCGACGCUCUCUCGGUCUAUGAAACAGGAUGUCGAAGCGCUACAUUGGCCAGGAUACGUCGACAUGGUAUUCUUUGGAAGUCUGAUUUUGGUCUACGGUGCGAGGAAGGAGGGCAACCGUCCAAGUACCCUCAAGCUACUCAAGCGGGACUUGAGCCGCAUACAUCGCUUGCUCAAGCAGUUUGAUGCACGGUGGCAAAAUCUCAAACCUUUGAUCAGGAUUGUCGACGCGUUCCUCACUCCACUCGGUAACACGACCGAAGGCUUAAUGCGAUCAGACUUGCCGUCGCAGAAGGAUCCUGACGUAAAUGUAAACCCGUCUCGAUCGGCACAGGACCUGUCGGCCGGUCCCGCCUUUCAAUUCCCUCUCCAAGGGUCGGGCUUCGAAGUGGAUCCAAUGUCGGGAGACUUUUUCUUCGAUUUCGAUAGUUUCGAAUUGCAUCCUGCAACUAUGUGGGCGUAUCGUCCAUCCAUACCAAAUUCACCAAGAUGAAUGUGCAUGUGCAAAUGUAUUUGCUCCGAAAAAACGUAACAUAAUCUUCCGGGAAUCACCUGAGUACACGAAUUGCGCCUU
Messenger RNA from Filobasidium floriforme, 2323 nucleotides. Its product is annotated as fungal-specific transcription factor domain-containing protein. The transcript has 5 exons. Gene Ontology annotation, biological process: DNA-templated transcription. NCBI's taxonomy places the organism in Eukaryota, Fungi, Basidiomycota, Tremellomycetes, Filobasidiales, Filobasidiaceae. Bases 119 to 2242 code for a protein of 707 amino acids. Gene Ontology annotation, molecular function: DNA binding; zinc ion binding. The record is from RefSeq and is a predicted model, not a curated record.